AUGGCAAGUGGCGACUCCUUCUCACUCGUGUUCGUCGCGCGUCUCCACAGGAAGGUGAGCUUGGAGAGGCCCAACAACGUCUUAUUCCUAAAAUAUGAGGACCUGAGGGAAGACACUGCGGGGAACCUAAAGAGGAUCGCGGAGUUCAUGGGGGUUCCUUUCUCGGAGGAGGAAGAGAGGGAUGGUGUGAUUGAAGAGAUUGUAAAGUUGUGCAGUUUGAGCAGCUUGAAAGAGUUAGAAGUGAAUAAAACUGGCAAGCCGGGCGUUUGGUCGACCGAGAACAAGACGUACUUCAGGAAAGGAGAGGUCGGCGAUUGGGUUAAUCAUAUGACUCCUUCCAUGGCGGAAAAGUUGGAGAGGAUUAUGGAAGAGAAGCUGAGCCCUUUUGGGCUAAAAUUUAGAGUGAAAUAG
This is a messenger RNA of Punica granatum (pomegranate), 411 nucleotides long. The record is from RefSeq and is a predicted model, not a curated record. NCBI's taxonomy places the organism in Eukaryota, Viridiplantae, Streptophyta, Magnoliopsida, Myrtales, Lythraceae.